This is a messenger RNA of Haliotis rufescens (red abalone), 3582 nucleotides long. RefSeq names its product target of EGR1 protein 1-like. Lineage: Eukaryota; Metazoa; Mollusca; Gastropoda; Lepetellida; Haliotidae. The coding region runs from base 34 to 1569 and encodes 511 amino acids. Gene Ontology annotation, biological process: snRNA 3'-end processing. Gene Ontology annotation, molecular function: snRNA binding; 3'-5'-RNA exonuclease activity; metal ion binding. The record is from RefSeq and is a predicted model, not a curated record. Gene Ontology annotation, cellular component: Cajal body; cytoplasm. The transcript has 7 exons.
UUAGAUGUAGAAACGUGCGGGAAACGAAUCUCGAUGUCAUCCAGUAGUAUAUUCAGCCGUGUUCCAGUCAUUGAUGUGCACCAGGAAAACUUCCAGGAAGUAUGGCCGUCACUGGUUCUCGCCAUCAAGUCCGCAACAUUUAUUGGGAUGGACUUGGAGCUGAGUGGUCUAGGAAACAGAAAAGCAUUGAAUUUCAGGGCAAUGGAUGACCGGUACAGAGCAAUGGCAGAUGUUGCCAGGUCAAGGUCAGUUCUCUCACUUGGUCUCUCCUGCUUCAAGUGCACCGACAUCCGGACAGCAGAGGUCAAGGUCAAGGACACAGAACCCACCUCUCCAUCUAAGGCCAAGAAUGACUGGAAGUACUUGGUGCAGACAUUCAACAUUCUUGUGCUGUGUGAGGAGGACUUUAUAGUGGAGCCCAUCACACUCAAGUUCCUGGUUGACCAUGGAUUUGACUUCAACAAACAAUAUUCUAAAGGAAUUUCAUAUUAUAGAGGAAACGAUAAGACAACGGACUCUGACUCUAAAUCUCUGCGACAGCUCAUCAACAUCCUGGUACUGAACAAGGCUCCGGUCGUCUUCCACAAUGCUCUGAUGGACUUGGUGUUCCUGUACCAGAGCUUCUAUGCCUCGCUGCCUUCAUCAGUGGCGGCAUUCGUCACAGACCUGACUGAAGUGUUCGAGGGAGGAGUGUUCGACACCAAGUACAUCACAGAAUACAUGGAGAGACUCCCAGCAUCCUACCUUGAGUAUGCCUUCAGACGAUGCCAGAGGAAGAACAGCUUCUCGCUGCCUCAUGAGAAGGAUGUAGUGAGCCUUGAGUUCCUUGACUACCCCACCUCCUACACAUACGUCCGCUACAGCCGCUGUGAGCUGCCGCAUACGAUGGUGGAGCGGGGAGAUGAUGCUGACAGCGACUACCUUCAGCGGACACUGUGUCAUCAGUAUGCUUCUUUCGGAUGGUGCUCGCGCGGCAGUAGCUGCCCAAAGUCACAUGACAUAGAUGACAUCAUUGACCUGGACGGUAUAAAACCAGCAAGAAAGAGUCGGAAGAGAAAGCGUCGACGUAAUAACCAACUGAACUCAUCCAGCAAUGAGGAAGAAAAAGCGGAGGAGACAGAUGAAAGCACUGAAGACUCUUGUUCAAAGGAUGAAGAAAUGGAGUCUGAUUCAACUGUGACCAAAAAAAUGAGAGUCAUCUCCCCUGUUUCUGAAUCAUAUGAAACCCAAAACAAGGUCAAGUCACUUCCAGCUAAAACCGGUUCGGAGUCAGAGUCGGGUUUGAACAAUCUGUCAAACAAGAGUGACCUUGGCAUUGCUAGAAAGGAAGGUCAUCGUGCAGGGUACGAUGCCUUCAUGACUGGGUACAUCAUGGCAUAUUAUUUCACCAAGUAUGGGAAAUUACCUGCGGAAAAGAGGCGGAAUGUGAAGCUGACUGACUUGAACGUUGAGGAGUUUAAGAAUAAAGUUUAUUUGUGUGGUAAAGACAUUCCUUUGGUGAUAACAAAAAGUUCUUUCACAAAAUCUUCCAAGGACCAUCGUGAAAAGAUGCAGAAAAUUAAAAGUUGAUGGUUUUCAUUAACAUUAGUUACAGUAUUGACACGAUAUUGCUGACAUUAUGUGCACUGACCUUUCAACAAGAAAAAAAGGCAGUUGGAGUAUUUUUAAAUGGAGACAACUCAGGGACACGGCACCAUGGUGCAGUCUUUAUUGGAGCCUAUGGCUGGUAAAUUGGUACAGCAAUACAAUGAGGAUUCUGGGUGGGAAUAGGCCCAAGGUGCCAUGCUGGUAUCAAGAGUCAUCUAAAAUGAAGAUCUUUGAGUACAAAUGUGCGACCUGGUGUGCUAUUAGUUGCUGAAAACAUAGACAACAAAGACUGAUAACUCAAGAUAUUGAUGGCUCAUUAAUAUGUUUACUAAUCAUCGCGAUCUGCAGUCAACAGUCAUGUGUUGACCCAAAAGGUUUGUCGCAUAAACAGAGGCCUGAAUUAAUGUGAUUUUAGUAGUUGCAUCCCUUGUUGUCAUGAUAUAUAUACUUAAUUUCAGAAGAAACAUGAUCUUAAGAUCAGUUUUAAGAAUAAUUCUUUUUAUAUUGUUGUUUUGAUUGGAAAUGAAAGUAAAUUUUAAAACUUACCCUAUCGCAGACUAUGCAUUUCUCCUACUUCUUUUUAGUGGAUUUGCCUACAAUACCAGAAACCGGAAGUUGAUCUGUUUGUGACUAGAUGCAACAAUCUACUAGCAAGAAUCUUCCCCGCCCAUCCCGGACCCCGGGGAUGGAAUUACGAUGCACUAGCCAUCUCUUAGGAAGGACUUUACUCGAUAAUGGGCCCUGAUAUUUUUUAAGAUCAUCUCUUAUGACCUUAAGAAUCUUCUUAAAGGCCUCUGAAUACUUAUGACAUCCAUGCAAACACUUAUUCCUCCCAGUAUCAGCAACUGCAGGCUCUGAAGUGUCCCAUACUACAGCCUCCUGGUUGCGUUCAGUGAUCUUAUCUUAUGGGGGCGGUCGGGUAGCCUAGUGGUUUAAGCGUUCACUCGUCACGCCGAAGACCCGGGUUCGAUUCCCGACAUGGGUACAAUGUGUGAAGCCCAUUUCUGGUGUCCCCCGCCAUGAUAUUGCUGGAAUAUUGCUAAAAGCGGCGUAAAACCAUACUCACUCACUCACUAUUAUCUUAUGAUUGUCACCUCUGGUUGCCUCCAACCCACAUGAGACACGAGCGGUUCUAUCUACUUUGGUGCUACAUAACAAAUGCUAGUUCCUUCUUCCAUUGGGUGCCCAGACAAGUUCCAAAGAGGGAGGGUAGGCAUAUUUGUCUGUUUAGACUUUGGUCUAUGUGUCAUCAUUAUCAUGGACAUUAUUGGCUAUGAUAGAAACUCUCCCCUUGUCCAUAUGUAAUGAGAUUUUGCCAAUUAUCAGAGAGAUAUUUCGCCUUCAAACUGUUGGAAUUGUAUUUGAAUUUUGUUAUUUCUGACUAAAAUCAUGAUGCAAUUAUUGAAUUAAUGUUACCUGAUUGUGAGUCAUCUCAUAUCUGUUUUCGAACACUUACUUAUUCCACCAUGAAUAUUUAGAAAUAUGUGAAUGUAAUUGGAUCAUGAGCAUUGUUACCUGAAAAGUAAUACCAUUUACAUUAAUAUUUAUGUAUUUCUUCUUUGUUUGUUGACUUUUGGAGGAAUUAUUGGCGAGGACAAUUACAGAUUGUGUAGCACACGUGUCAGCUGUUCAUUAUGUUGGCAUGGACAGUCAAAAGUCUGCCAGUAUCAGAUUUCAAAGUCUUCAACAAUGUGAGUUUAGAUUAUAUCUAAAUCUUCAAAGUGAUAAGACAUGAAAUAGCGACUGUUGCGGUCGAUUACAGGAUUUGCAAAGCAUGUGUACUGCCAAUGUGGCAUCAGCAGAUAUUUUCCAAGUCUUCACAUGUUUUUAAUUAAGGUGCUCACGUGAUUUCACCUGUUUUAUCGCAAUAAACCGGUACAUCUUGAUUAUCGAUCAUAUUGUCUUGACUGGGUGGGGCGGUCAGGUAGCCAAGUGGUUAAAGCAUUUGCUCGUCACGCCAAAGACCAGGGUUUGAUUCCGACAUUGGUACCAUGU